Salvia splendens (bonfire salvia) is the source of this 1035-nucleotide messenger RNA. Its product is annotated as protein FAR1-RELATED SEQUENCE 5-like. Lineage: Eukaryota; Viridiplantae; Streptophyta; Magnoliopsida; Lamiales; Lamiaceae. The coding region runs from base 1 to 1035 and encodes 344 amino acids. The record is from RefSeq and is a predicted model, not a curated record. The transcript is spliced from 3 exons.
AUGGAUUCAAUUCUGAGGUCGGACGAAGAUUAUUUUGAUUCUAACUCAUCAUCGUCGGGAGAGGAAGCUAAGACAUCUAAAGUGGUUUACGUACCAAAAUGCCCCAAUGAUUUGAAACCAAAAAUUGGACAAAGUUUCAUGACCCUUGAUCGUGCAUUGGACUUCUACAAUAAUUAUGCUCGAUAUGUUGGGUUUGACACCCGUAGAAAGGGAUCGAAAAAGGAAAAAGAUGUCAUUACUUGGAUUUACGUGGUGUGUAGCCGAGAAGGUACAAAGCAAAGAAAGAGUGAACAAUCUGAGGUGAAACACAAGCGUUCUUCUACUAAGUGCUAUUGUAAUGCUAAAGUGUCUUGGAAGUUUUUUAUGGGUGUUGGUUAUGUUAUACAAAGUUUUGUUGAAGAACAUAAUCACGAGAUGGUUGAGGAACACCAUAAGUGUUUUAUGAAGUUGGAUUUAGUCUAUCAGAAAUUCAUCCUUGAUUGCGCUAAUGCAAACAUUAGUCCAACUUUAAGUUUUAGCUUACUUAAAGAAGUGCUUGGUGGAUUAGAUUAUGUAGGGUGUACUAUUUUAGAAGUGCGCAACUACAGAUGUGACCUUAGAGCAUACGUGGAAGGAGCUGAUGCGCAAAUGCUAUUAAAUGAGAUGCGCAGGAAGAAGGAACUUUGUGGUGCAUUUACAUAUGAAUAUGAGGUUAACUCAAAAGAUAGACUGACAAGUUUGUUUUGGUGUGAUCCUACUGCCAAGAGAAACUAUCAUUUGUAUGGUGAUAUUGUUUCUUUUGAUACGACAUACUUAACAAAUAGGUACUGUAUGAUUUUUGCUCCUUUUACGGGCAAGGAUAAUCAUGGUCGCCCUGUGACAUUUGCUGCUGUCCUUUUGUCCAAGGAAAAUGCCAACUUCUUUUCACGGUUAUUUAACCAAUUUGUAAAGUGUAUGGGUGUGGCUCCUAAACUCAUCGUAACCGACCAAGACUUAGGAUUGAACGUUGCUAUUGAGGAGGUCCUUGUCAAUACGAGACACCGGUGGUGUAUGUAG